Messenger RNA from Gastrolobium bilobum, 696 nucleotides. RefSeq lists its product as uncharacterized. The record is from RefSeq and is a predicted model, not a curated record. Lineage: Eukaryota; Viridiplantae; Streptophyta; Magnoliopsida; Fabales; Fabaceae. The annotation marks the transcript as partial. The transcript has 2 exons.
AAAAAGAAAGCUCAAGAAAGGCAAGAAAAGCCAUUGGAGCUCUCACCUUAUGCAAAGAUUCCAUAUCCGCAGAGGUUCAGCGAGGAAAUCAAAAAGCAGCAGUAUUCCAAGUUCCUUGAUAUUUUCAAGAAGCUGCAAAUCAAUAUCCCGUUUACUGAAGCCUUGGAGAACAUGCCCAAUUACGCAAAGUUCAUGAAAGAUCUUCUAUCACGAAAGCGUAAGCUACAAGAAUGUGAGACAGUGACGCUGACAGAGGAAUGCAGUGCCAUUAUCCAGAAAAAGUUGCCUCCAAAGCUUAAAGAUCCAGGAAGAUUCAGCAUUCCAUGCAACAUAGGCAAUAUAGAAGUGAAAAAUGUUCUUUGUGAUCUCGGUGCCAGCAUCAACGUGAUGCCACUAUUUAUGAUGAAGAAACUGAGGAUCACUGAAGUAAGGCCAACCAAGACAAUAGUUCAACUGGCUGACCGCUCUACAAAGCAAGCUUAUGGCAUUAUUGAGGACAUACUGGUAAAGGUUGACAAAUUCAUCAUUCCUGUUGAUUUUGUCAUCCUUGAUAUAGAGGAAAAUUCUACUAUUCCUAUGAUCUUCGGAAGACCUUUCUUGGCAACCUCAAGAGCGCUGAUUGAUGUACCGAAAGACACUACACAGGAUGCUGAUAGAAAUGAUAUUGCACCCACUACUGAAAUUGAUGAGGAUUGA